This is a messenger RNA of Eruca vesicaria subsp. sativa (arugula), 3384 nucleotides long. NCBI's taxonomy places the organism in Eukaryota, Viridiplantae, Streptophyta, Magnoliopsida, Brassicales, Brassicaceae. The record is from the annotation of a GenBank genome assembly.
GUCAAACUUGUCUGAAAUCAGUAGAAAGAAAUGAAAAAGAGAAGCAAAGAGACACGUGAAUGACUGUAUUUUCUCACUUCUUUAAAGAAUAUGAGGUUGGGAGUAAUCCCAAUUCAUCAGCGAAUCUGAUUCCGUCACUUUGUUGUUGCCUCUUUCUUCUCCUUCUUCAAUUCUUCUCUCUCUCUGUGGAUAUUCAUAUUUUGUUAUAGUUUGCCUUUCAUAGUCAUAAGCAAAAAAAAAAAAAAAAAAAGAUCAAAGGUAUAACUCACUAGUUCAUCCGUUCGAUUCAAUUAACUUGUGGGUUUUCUUUGAUCACAAUCAUCGUCAGAUUGAUGGGUAAAUAUUAAUUUCCAGAAAGUCAACAUCUUUCUUUGUUUUAUCUUCUGUCUUUGUAGUAGAGAUGAAGCUACUUUGGUCUUUCUUGUUAUUGUCUUGUCUUUGUCUUGGAUUUUUGGGAAAUGGACAUUCUGAGAAACCAGAACAUGUCAAAAUCGGUUCAAUAUUCAGUUUCGACUCAGUGAUUGGCAAAGUUGCCAAGAUUGCGAUUGAGGAGGCAGUGAAAGAUGUGAAUUCAAACCCGGACAUCCUCGUAGGGACACGUCUUCAAGUUUCAAUGCAGAACUCAAACUGCAGCGGUUUUAUGGGCAUGGUUGAAGCAUUGAGGUUUAUGGAGAAAGACAUAGUUGGAAUCAUAGGACCACAAUGUUCUGUAGUUGCUCACAUGAUAUCUCACAUGGCGAACGAGCUACGCGUGCCUCUUCUCUCAUUUGCUGUUACAGAUCCUGUAAUGUCGCCACUCCAGUUCCCUUAUUUCAUUAGGACGAGUCAGAGCGAUUUGUACCAAAUGGAAGCUAUUGCUUCGAUUGUAGACUUCUACGGUUGGAAAGAAGUAAUUGCUGUGUUUGUGGAUGAUGAUUACGGAAGGAAUGGUGUUGCUGCACUUAACGAUAAGCUUGCGAGCAGGAGGUUGAGAAUCACUUACAAGGCGGGUUUACAUCCGGACACUGCGGUGAAUAAGAAUGAGAUCAUGAACAUUCUCAUCAAGAUCAUGUUGCUUCAGCCAAGGAUCAUUGUGAUUCAUGUCUACUCGGAGUUGGGUUUCGCGGUUUUCAAGGAGGCUAAGUAUCUUGGAAUGAUGGGUAAUGGGUACGUUUGGAUCGCUACGGAUUGGCUGUCUACUACUCUUGAUUCUUCGUCUCCGCUUCCCUCUGAGAGACUUGAGAGUAUUCAAGGUGCUCUUGUUCUGCGUCCGCACACACCUGAUUCCAAUUUAAAACGGGAGUUUUUCUUGAGGUGGCGUAAGAUUCCUGAUGCUCCUCUGGCUCUUCACACCUAUGGUCUCUAUGCCUAUGAUUCAGUUAUGCUCUUAGCUCGUGCUUUGGAUAAGUACUUCAAGCACGGUGGGAAAAUAUCGUUUUCUAAUGACUCAAUGCUUGAUGCUUUGGGAAAAAGCGGGAGUCUCAAUUUAGAGGCGAUGACCGUCUUUGAUGGUGGAGAGACUCUGCUUAAGGAUAUCCUGGGAACACAUAUGGUUGGUUUGACAGGACAGCUUCAAUUCACUACGGAUAGGUCUAGGAUUCGACCAGCUUAUGAUAUUAUCAAUGUAGCAGGAACCGGUGUUCGCCAAAUAGGCUACUGGUCGAAUCAUUCUGGUUUAUCAGUUGUGCCACCUGAGUCACACUACACAAUUACGCAACCAAAUAUGUCAGCAAGACCGAAACUAAGACAUGUGAUUUGGCCUGGAGAAGCGUUUCAAAAGCCACGCGGAUGGGCUUUUUCAAACAAUGGGAAAGAGCUUAAGAUCGGUGUGCCUCGUCGCGUAAGUUACAAGGAGUUUGUCUCGCAGAUUCGUGGAACGGAGAAUAUGUUCAAAGGAUUCUGCAUUGAUGUCUUCACAGCUGCAGUGAAUCUCUUACCAUACGCAGUCCCUGUCAAAUUUGUUCCUUAUGGAAACGGAAAGGAAAAUCCAAGCUACACUCAUAUGGUUGAGAUGAUAACAAGUGGUAAUUUUGAUGGGGUAGUGGGUGAUGUUGCCAUCGUAACAAACCGGACUAAGAUUGUAGACUUUACACAACCGUAUGCAGCAUCUGGAUUAGUUGUUGUUGCUCCCUUUAAGAAACUGAAUUCAGGAGCGUGGGCUUUCCUCCGACCUUUCAAUCGACUUAUGUGGGCAGUCACGGCUUGUUGCUUUCUCUUUGUCGGCAUUGUUGUUUGGAUCUUGGAGCAUAGGAUUAACGACGAAUUCAGAGGCCCGCCAAAGAGGCAAUGCGUCACAAUUCUCUGGUUUAGCUUCUCGACCAUGUUUUUCGCCCAUAGAGAGAAUACAGUCAGUACACUUGGGCGGUUGGUACUGAUCAUAUGGCUAUUUGUUGUACUAAUAAUCAACUCAAGCUACACGGCUAGUCUCACAUCAAUUCUGACGGUUCAGCAGCUCUCGUCACCAAUCAAGGGAAUUGACAGCCUUAGAGAAAUGGAUGAUAGGAUUGGAUACCAGGUGGGUUCGUUUGCAGAACAUUAUCUGAGGGAUGAGCUUAACAUAUCAGAGUCAAGGCUCGUCCCCCUUGGUUCACCUGAAGCGUAUGCCAAAGCUUUAAAAGAUGGACCAAGAAAAGGAGGCGUUGCUGCAAUUGUGGACGAGCGCCCUUAUGUUGAACUCUUCCUUUCCAGCAAUUGCGCUUAUAGAAUUGUUGGUCAGGAGUUCACCAAAAGUGGCUGGGGAUUCGCAUUUCCUAGAGACUCUCCUCUAGCAAUAGAUCUGUCAACAGCGAUCUUGGAGUUGGCAGAGAACGGGGAUCUGCAGAGGAUCCAUGAUAAGUGGCUGAUGAAGAACGCAUGCACUCUAGAGAACGCAGAACUUGAAUCAGACAGGCUUCAUCUGAAAAGCUUCUGGGGACUGUUUCUCAUAUGUGGAGUUGCAUGUGUCCUCGCUCUCUUUCUCUACUUUAUUCAGAUCCUCCGUCAGUUCUAUAAUGGGAAGCCAAGAGAGGAAGACGAAGAUGCUAUUGGGAGAGAGAAUCAUGACUCCUCGUCCUUGCGGUCUACUCGUCUUCAGAGAUUCUUGUCGCUCAUGGAUGAGAAAGAAGACGUGUCCAAGGCGGGAAGCAAGAAGAGAAAGAUUGAUGGAUCAAUGAAUGAUACUUCAGGAUCGAGACAUUCACGACGAUUUGACAGAGAAAGAAGCUUCAAUUCGGUUAAUCCAUUAGAUUGAAAAUUUAGUUUCAGAUAUUCUUCAAGGCAUCAAAAACCGUUUAUAUUUUCAAAAGUGAAUCCAAGUUCUGUAUUCCCUGAUUCUGUAAUCUUUUAAUCUUAGGAGGAGGAGUUCUUCAAAACAAGUGCUGUGACUUUGUUUAUGGAGAGCGCAUUUAACGCAGUAUUAAAUUUUUU